GUUACUGACACCUGCUCCUCCCUUGCGAACGUUAAAAUGAUCCAAAAACACUCAAAUCUGCGCCACUGUAAUGCCCUCACAUGCCUUGUGAUCACAUUACUCGUUCCUGUAAGUCAUGUGACACGUUCUGGCUGGCAGCAUAUGGUUGUCUUGUGUAACUGCUGACAAAGAAUGAAACAGUCACUUGGCUCUUUAAUGAAGUGUCACCUCCUCUGUGCUGGCUGUUCAUUAACUCAUACCUGCUGAUCCCUCUCUGUACUUUCCCUUUCUUGUUUUUAAUGUGACUACACGAGAAAUCAUCUUAUUGUCGUAAGUUGGAAUCCCCCUUUGUGUCUUCCUGCCUCCCAUCCCUCCUCUUCCUUCCCUCCUCAGUAUGCUGCCUGCUCUAUAUGUGGCACUGGAGCCGCGUUAGGAUUCCAGUCCAAAUGUUUUCCAUAUUAGUUCAGAGCCUUCUCUGAUUCCAAAUAGCAGCCAUAGCUGUGUUUAUGGUGAGAGAGGGCAGGGAGGGGAAGGGAAGAGAGGGAGACCGCAGGCGGGCUCAUACACCCCAAAGAGUAAAAGUCGUGUAGAGACACAGGAAAAGAAAGUGAAGGCAGAAAGAGAAAUGAGACAGGCACAGAAAGAUUCCUCAGACAAGAAGGAGGGCAAGAAGAAGAGAGAAGAGAGCCCAACACCAGACGAUGGCCAUAAGUGCAGAGUCUGUCGUUUCCCUCUGCUCAUCGCUCUGCUCCAGCUGCUGUUGGGGGUGGCUGUCACAGCCGUGGCCUUCCUUAUGCUGGCUAUCAGUCCCUCACUUUUGGCCAGGGAGACUCCACACUGGGCUGGGAUCAUUCUGUGUUUAGUUUCCAUCCUGGGCUUUGUCCUGUACUGUAUCACCUAUGUCCCUGAUGAGAGAACGUCGAAGCAAUUCAUUGUCAAGCUCCUGUAUUUUGUCCUGUGCAUGAUUGGCCUGGUCAUCUCUGUGCUGGUCAUGGCGUUUGCUGCCCACCAUUACGAGCAAACCAGCAGCUUCAUCUGUGAGCAGGAGGUAGAAGCCUGCGUCUGCAUACUCGAUAAAGAAGAUCUACUAGCUCGCACCUUCACUUACGAGGGAGUCAGUGACUGCGAGGUGAUCACCGGUACACUCACACUUUACUUCCUGAUCCAGAUCUUCCUCAAUCUGGCCCAAGCGCUCAUCUGUGCCGUUGGUGCCUUCAUCAUGUGGAAGCACCGCUAUCAGGUCUUCUUUGCUGGUCUUCAGAUUGGCUCUCCCUCAACCCAGCAGUGGCAGAAAGUUUAAUUGAUGAUGGCAAAGCUCCCGAGGUGCCUCUGGUCAGUCAGCUCAAGAGGGAGGUUGACUUAACUCUGGCGGACUGGAAUAUUUGCCUUUUUAUGUGCCUUGGCUUGUUUUCUGUCAGCAUUUCUGUCAGCCAAUCAUGUGGCAGCAGCUCAAUGUAUUUAUGCUGGAAGUUGUACCAGCUUUGUAACAGCUUUUUGUAUUUUAUAUAAGUAAAGUUCUACUUCCAGUUUCCAAUUUUUUUUCCAACUUGAAAAGAAAUUGUAAAGUCAAAAGCAGCUUAUUGUGUUUCAUAUUUUUGUUAGUUAUGUUUUCAUCUCAUUCACAGAAAUUUCAUAACCACGACACCUAAAACACAUCGAAUCGCGGUGUUCUUGUGUGAUGAUUUUCAAUUACAGAAUGAAACUGCCUCAAGAAUUAAAAAAGCAGUGUUCACACAUUAGCAAAUAUUAGUAAGAUGAAUCUUAAACCUUAAAAUGAAUGCUUUAUUUAUUGAUUACUGUAACAUCAUAAAAUCCCCUUUUAUUAAAGCCUUGUUUUAUAUUA
Messenger RNA from Pelmatolapia mariae (spotted tilapia), 1822 nucleotides. RefSeq names its product sarcospan (Kras oncogene-associated gene) (gene sspn). NCBI's taxonomy places the organism in Eukaryota, Metazoa, Chordata, Actinopteri, Cichliformes, Cichlidae. Gene Ontology annotation, cellular component: sarcolemma; dystrophin-associated glycoprotein complex. The record is from RefSeq and is a predicted model, not a curated record. The transcript is spliced from 3 exons. The coding region runs from base 605 to 1279 and encodes 224 amino acids.